AAAACCGAUGGUAAAAACAAAGUCAAAACAAAAUAAACCGCGGGAGAGGAUAGAAUUUCUUGAUUUCUUCCCAGGUUUUGUAAGACCUUUUCGAGAGCUGGAGAUAUGAGUAAAAAUUGUUUCAGAAAUGACCUUUGUCAAAAAUAAUUCAUACUGUGAUAUGCCUUUUGAUGCUAACACACCGUAUGCCGAUUUUUACAUAUACUCAGAUUUAAAAGAUGUAGCUGAUAGAUGUACCAUUUACAAUGAUGAAAUAAUGAAAUGCAGGACUAUUGGGAUACUACAAAGUGUUCAUGGUCGAUUCUUUUUAUCUGAUUUAAGUGGUGGGAAGCCUAUAGUCCAGUUGUCAGUAGUGUAUUUGAACUCUCUGGUGCAGUCCACGGUGAUACCAUACCCUGUGCAAGUGUUUGGCACACUGCAGUGGAAGAAGAGACCUGUCAUAUUUGCCAAGAUACUGCAGGUCUUGAGUAUACCAUCAGCCAUAAGACUCAGGAAUGCCCUGAGUGGUAUUGCUAAUACACACCUAGCCAAAAAUGGUCCCAAACAAGAAUAUGAAGAAGAUCCAACAUGAUUAUUAAAGAAAUUGGCCUGUUAUUAAUGUUGCCAGAUUUGAACAAGAAUGUUUAAUCUUGUACCUUUUACCCUGUGAUAUGAAAUUGUUGCUAUAAGUUUAAAAUUGUGAAAUGUUUAUAAAAUAAAUAACAAAUUAAAA
Messenger RNA from Helicoverpa zea (corn earworm), 712 nucleotides. RefSeq lists its product as uncharacterized. Bases 128 to 571 code for a protein of 147 amino acids. The record is from RefSeq and is a predicted model, not a curated record. The transcript is spliced from 5 exons. Lineage: Eukaryota; Metazoa; Arthropoda; Insecta; Lepidoptera; Noctuidae.